UAUUUUCCGCCCUGCUCGCGCAAUCUGUAUCGUCGUCGUUGUUGUCAUAACACCACCUUCAUCCACAACACAGUAGCUCUUCGCGCUCCACGUAACACCUCGUUGCACCAAAACUCGUCAACUCGUCUCUCUCACCCCCACACAAUGUCUUCCGCCUUCGUCCAGCGCCCUGCCCCCGGCUUCAAGGCCACCACCGUCUUCCCCGGCGGCGAGUUCAAGGACAUUAACCUGUCCGACUACCUGGGCCAAUGGGUCGUCCUUCUCUUCUACCCGCUCGACUUCACCUUCGUCUGCCCGACCGAGAUCAUCCAGUACAACGACGCGCUCCCCCGCUUCCGCGCCCUCAACACCGCCGUCCUCGGCAUCUCGACCGACUCCCACUUCUCCCACCUCGCCUGGACCGAGAAGCCCCGCAAGCAGGGCGGCCUCGGCGCGGACCUCGAGCUGCCCCUCGUCGCUGACAAGUCGCACAAGAUCUCGCGCGACUACGGCGUGCUGAUCGAGGACGAGGGCGUCGCCCUGCGCGGCCUGUUCAUCAUCGACCCCAAGGGCGUCCUGCGCCAGAUCACCGUCAACGACCUGCCCGUCGGCCGCAACGUCGAGGAGACCAUCCGCCUCGUCGAGGCCUUCCAGUUCACUGAUGAGCACGGCGAGGUGUGCCCCGCCGGCUGGCAGAACGGCAGCAAGGGCAUGAAGGCCGACCCCAAGGGCAGCCUUGAGUACUUCGCCGCCCAGGGCGAGACCAACGGACACGCCAACGGCAACGGCCAGAAGCGUUUGAGGGUCGACUAAAUAUAAAAAAGGUGGUCUUGUCGGAACAGGGCGAGAGAUCGAGGGAUGGAUCCGACGAAGACGGUUUGUGUAGAUUAUAGAUGUAGACAAUAGACUUGUAGAAUACUUAGAGUUGUUGGCCUGGCUGCAAAUUGUCAGUCCGGCUGGAAUGACACAUCGAUGAUUCCUCACAAUGU
Colletotrichum destructivum is the source of this 968-nucleotide messenger RNA. RefSeq names its product Putative Thioredoxin domain, peroxiredoxin, peroxiredoxin, AhpC-type, Thioredoxin-like superfamily. Gene Ontology annotation, molecular function: thioredoxin peroxidase activity. The record is from RefSeq and is a predicted model, not a curated record. Gene Ontology annotation, biological process: cell redox homeostasis; hydrogen peroxide catabolic process; response to oxidative stress. Gene Ontology annotation, cellular component: cytosol. Lineage: Eukaryota; Fungi; Ascomycota; Sordariomycetes; Glomerellales; Glomerellaceae. The coding region runs from base 145 to 792 and encodes 215 amino acids. The transcript is spliced from 2 exons.